Messenger RNA from Dovyalis caffra, 420 nucleotides. Lineage: Eukaryota; Viridiplantae; Streptophyta; Magnoliopsida; Malpighiales; Salicaceae. The record is from the annotation of a GenBank genome assembly.
AUGUUGCACUCUGCCUUCAAGCUAUCAAGAGCAGCGACGGCCACCGUGGCUCUAGCAGCCCGGUUGGGACUAACCUCCUUCAAACCAUCUUCAUCACCGCCGUUUAGAUUGAUCCAUGAUAGAAUCAUCAACGGUCCAAACGCAAACCCAGUUGCUCUUCAAAUGAUUGACUACGCCCUCUCUCUUGCCAAAUCCCAAAGAUCAGAUGAAUCGCAUGCACAAGCUAUGUUGGUCUUAGAGCAGUGCCUCUUUUCUCAAUCAAGUGAAAACCAAGAUGUUGUUACCCAUAAUUCAAAGGGAUUGGUCCUGCUUGCCAUGUCUAGCUUAUUAUUUGCAAGAGGAAAUUAUGAUGAUGCAAGUGAAAAACUGCAAAAUGUUCAAGAUUUAACACACUCUCACUUGGAUGUUAGAGGUGGGUAA